ACCGAUCAUUAGUUGACUCUCUCAGAAGAAACUUUCAGUUCCCUUUUUUAAGUCGAAAAGGGAGACUUUGUGAAGAUCGCUGAACGUCACUUUAUAGAAGAGGUUAAAACGCUCAGCCAAUUUUACAGUCUAAGGCAUUCUGCAAAUCGUAGGAGGUCCAUCAUGUACAGAGUUGUCAGAUCAAGACUUCUUCGCAUCUUUCUACUUCUGGUGUUGGUGAACCAAGUUUCACCUAUGAAUAUCAAAAUAGGUGCCUUAUACAGCAAAAACUCCGAAAGGCUUUUCAAGUUACUCGAAUACCUUUUGGCACACGAGCCACGGGAGCUUACCUUAAAAAAGACUUUCAUAUUGCAACUAGUGCCACUGAACGUUGAUGGUGAAGAUCUCCUCUCUCAAGAUGUGGCGAGGAAAUUAAGUUCUGUCUACGCUAUCAUUGACCUUGAUUGUAAGAACGAAAACGUUCUUGCUCUGAGCUCCCUUCUUCAAAGACCUUUGGUUAAAGUAGACAACAUUGACGAAGAAACGCCACACAAGUACGCGUUAUCAGUGAGACCGUCGUAUCGUGAUGUCUGUGAUGCUCUGUUUGAUAUGAUAAAGUUCUACUCAUUCACAAAAGUAGCCGUUGUUUAUGAUGCUCGCAAAGCGAGGCAGGCGUCUUUGUUCUUUGCAAAGGUUCGCAAGUGGCCAAGGUAUAAUGCAGAAAUGAUGCCAGAGCUUCCUCUAAACAAUCAGUACAAAGUGAGAGAGGCUCUCACAGCCUUACUGAAGGCACAUAUCAAACAAGUCGUUCUAUUUGCUGAUCAGAAGGACUUGGCAACCAUAAUGAACGAGGCACUAUUUGUGGGAAUCAAUGACAAAGACUUGAAGUGGAUAGCCUCAGAUCUGGAAGUGGCAGGUCCAAACAAGACUUACCCCUCCAUUCGCGGUCUGGUUGGACUGAGUCUUCAUCUCGGUAACACCACAGCGGCGAAGAGAUUAGAACAUAUAUCAAAAAAUAAAGUCACUGUGCCUCGUGGAGCAAACCACUACUCAUUGGAAAUGUACUCCGCGGUGCAUGAUGCAGCUUCUGUAGUAGUAAAAGGAUUAAAUAUAUUCUUGUCAAACAAGACCAGGGUAGAUAUGGCAAUUGAAUUCUCGCCCAACCAGAAGUGCCCUCUACGAAGCAAGGAAGAUUCAAUGGCACAGGCAAUUCUAGACGAUUUCAAAAAGGUCAGUUUUAAGGGCUUCACAGGAACUGUAGCAUUUAAACGUACAGGGGAACGGAAAAUAAAAACUGGCAUGGACAUUUUGAAUAUUCUUCGGGAGGAAGUAAAGAAGAUUGGUUCAUGGAAACCAGAGCUGGGAAACAAUGGACGCAAUGUUUUGCCUCGGAGUAGUGAAGAGCCUAAGUGGAUCGGAUGUUUUUAUGAGUCUGUGAAAUGCCAUAAUUACGAUCCAGAACUCACAACCAUUGGCCUUACACCAAAGCUACCAAAACUAAAUAUUACCACAGUGCUGGAGCCACCAUUUGUGGAAAAAGUAAAUAAAUCUUCCAAACUUGUGGAUCUAGCUGGAAAAGUUUCUAAAGGAGAUCUUCAAGGAUUCCUCAUUGAUGUGAUUGACGAACUGUCUAAAGAAGCUCAGUUUGAUUAUGAUAUCUAUUUGAGACCUGACAGAAAGUAUGCAAAUGUGAUUGAGGAACUGAAAAAUCAGGAAAAGGAUAUGGCACUUGCACCUAUAACGAUAACUGCCCAACGUGAGCAGGACAUUGACUUUAGUAAGCCCUUCAUGGACUUCAGUUUGAGUCUUAUUAUGCAGAAAGCAAAUGAGCCAGCCAUCAACAACUUUGCUUUUCUCCAACCAUUUACUGGUCAAGUGUGGCUGUCCACCAUUGGUGUGGUUUUGUUUAUCACUGGAAUGAUGUGUGUCAUGGACUAUUUGAGCCCAUUUGGUUACCGUGCUCGCGCUCUUGAAUCUGACGAAGAGCCUGGAAAUGAGUUUAACCUCUUGAACAGUCUGUGGUUUGCUACAGCUUCCGUUUUACAGCAGGGUCCAGAUAGCACCCCUCUGGCGCCUUCUGGUCGUUUGUUAGCCUCUACGUUCUGGUUCUUUAUCUUGAUCUUGAUAUCUACAUAUACGGCAAAUCUGGCAGCAUUCUUCACGAUCAAACGUACUGCUGAUACAAUUAAUUCGUUGGAGGCUCUGGCGAACCAAAACAAAAUAAAAUAUGGUGUUAUGGACGGGGGUUCAGUGAUGACGUUCUUUGAGAAUUCAGAGGAUUCGCUGUACAGAAAAAUGUUCUCUCACAUGAGAGAAUAUAAGACCUUUGUUGAUGGGACCAAAGCUGGAGUGGAAAAAGCGAGGACCGAACAAUACGCUUACAUAACGGAAUACCCGUACCUGGAGUACUACAACCAACAGAAACCUUGCAAUACAAGACUGUUAAAAAAUCUGAUUCAAACCAAGAGCUAUGGGAUUGGACUUCAGCGAAACUCGCCAUACACUAACAGAAUUACAGUUGGAAUUUUGAACCUGCGGGAGAGGAACAUUAUUGAGAGGACUCGUAAAAAGUGGUGGGAUGAUAGGAGCCAGUGUCCACCGCCUUCAAAGUCCAAAACUGGCAACACGCAGAGCCUUGACGUUAACAACUUGGCCGGUGUUUUUAUUAUUCUGCUGGGUGGUGUGGUGAUCUCUAUCGUGCUUGUCAUUAUUGAGAUACGCUGCAGGAAGCUGGUGGAUCUCUUGACAAAUGGGAAGCGAGCCAUAAGACACCGCUUGAGACGGGAGUCGAAGGAACCAUCGGAUGACCCUAACAACACCCGCGUGCGUGUGGGAGUGGUUUUGUUACAGGGUGACAGGGUACUUAAACCCAUGCGUCAGAAUACGCCUCAAACUUCUGGCUGGAGAAAGUUGUUUGGAAAGGAUUAGAGGAAUUGAUGAAGAUUUAGGAAUUUACAUUGUCGUAAAGCUGAAGAAGAAGCAGAUGGUGGUGAAGUUAUUCCCACGGAGAACAUCCGUUUUGUUGAACCGAGGGUCACAGCUCCAUACAUGAUUAAUUUGCGUCCACACUAUGACAAGUAUGCAUUUGCACCCGAGAG
Pocillopora verrucosa is the source of this 3077-nucleotide messenger RNA. RefSeq names its product glutamate receptor ionotropic, kainate 2. The record is from RefSeq and is a predicted model, not a curated record. Gene Ontology annotation, biological process: modulation of chemical synaptic transmission; monoatomic ion transport; synaptic transmission, glutamatergic. Gene Ontology annotation, cellular component: plasma membrane; postsynaptic density membrane. NCBI's taxonomy places the organism in Eukaryota, Metazoa, Cnidaria, Anthozoa, Scleractinia, Pocilloporidae. Gene Ontology annotation, molecular function: transmitter-gated monoatomic ion channel activity involved in regulation of postsynaptic membrane potential; glutamate receptor activity.